AUUUUGAUUCAUAGUUAAUGUGAGAUACUGAGAUUCGUGCACUCUAAACCAAAAUGUGACUAAUCACAAAUUUUUUAAAAGACUUGAGUUGACUUAUUCUCUCACUCUAUUUUCAUUUUCCUUUUAAACACCUUCAAGCUGAGCUAAGUUUUAGUACACCAAUCCCUAUAGCUUCUGCCUCACUCACAGUUUCCCCUGCUUUGUUUGUUUGCAUCAAUGAAUAAAAUAGUGCUGCAAGUGGAAAUACAUGAUGACAAAACAAAGAAAAAAGCUAUGAAAGCAAUCUCUAAUAUUUCAGGGGUUGAGUCAGUGUCUUUGGAUAUAAAGGAACAUAAAUUAACCUUAACUGGAGACAUAGAUCCUGUGGCUGUAGUUGGAAAGUUAAGGAAAUUGUGUUGUCCUAAGAUAUUAUCUGUUGGACCAGCAAAAGAGGCUAAGAAAGAAGAGAAGAAAAAGAAGGGUACAGAAGAGAAAAAGGAUCAAAAUAAUAAGAACUCAGAAGCUGGUGUUGUGAAGAUUUGUGAAGCUUAUCAUUAUCCUAUCAUGAUGAAACAACCACAUUACUACUAUACUAGUGUGGAAGAGAAUCCUAGUGCAUGUGUCAUUUGCUAAGUUUCAGAAUAAUUUGAAAGGAAAAAAAAGUGCAUUGUUUUUAGUGUGUUUUUCUUCUUCUUAUUCUUCUUUCCACAAGAGUUUUCUUGAGAAUUGGAGUUAUGCUGUAAUUGUGUGUGGCGCAUAUGUAGAUUUGGACCGUUCAAUCUCAAAUCAUUUGUUGAGAUUAUUUAUAAUUCAUUUACCGAUUAUGCAAUA
Messenger RNA from Trifolium pratense (red clover), 810 nucleotides. RefSeq names its product heavy metal-associated isoprenylated plant protein 39-like. NCBI's taxonomy places the organism in Eukaryota, Viridiplantae, Streptophyta, Magnoliopsida, Fabales, Fabaceae. Bases 217 to 612 code for a protein of 131 amino acids. The record is from RefSeq and is a predicted model, not a curated record. Gene Ontology annotation, molecular function: metal ion binding. The transcript is spliced from 3 exons.